Caenorhabditis sp. 36 PRJEB53466 is the source of this 2491-nucleotide messenger RNA. The record is from the annotation of a GenBank genome assembly. Lineage: Eukaryota; Metazoa; Nematoda; Chromadorea; Rhabditida; Rhabditidae.
AUGAUGGCAACGCCGGUAUCUAAUCGGGAAGAAGAUUCGAUGACUAAUGAGCCGUCUCUGUCAGGUAGAAAUAUUAUUGGUCUGAUUUAUCCUCCUCCUGAAAUAAGAAGUGAGUUUAAAACUUAAAUAAAAUUGAAAGUGAUCACUUUUUAAAGCUAUCGUGGAUAAAACUGCCGGUUUCGUUGCAAGAAAUGGAGUUGACUUCGAGAAUAAAAUCAGAGAGAAAGAAUCACAAAACCCCCGGUUUAAUUUCUUAUCUAUCACCGAUCCCUACCACGCGUACUAUAAGAAAAAAGUAUACGAUUUCGCUGAAGGAAAAUUUGAAGCUCCGAAACCACCACCCGCAGUGAAAGAACAUGUCCGAAAAGCGGAAUUUAUUCCUACACAGCCACCUCCUUCAUUUGAAUUUUCUGCCGAUCCGUCGACUAUUAACGCGUAUGAUCUGUAAGUCUAAUCUAUCUAGUCUUUAAGUGCUAUAUUCUUUUAGCGACUUGGUUCGUCUAGUGGCAUUGUUCGUUGCUCGUAACGGCCGACAGUUUCUCACUCAGCUGAUGACUAGAGAAGCAAGAAACUAUCAGUUCGAUUUUUUAAAACCAGCUCACUGCAGUUUUAGUUAUUUCUCAAAAUUGGUCGAUCAGUACCAAAAGGUAAUUUUGUUAAAAAAUUGGGUCAUUCAAUGGUCUAUUCUCAUUUCUCUUACGUUGCUAAGCACCUUUUCAAAAGUUUACGUCUCCAUUGAAUACAUGCAUUCAUUCAUCAAAACCAGAUUUGAAGACGUGUAACACUUGUCUUGCUGGGUUUCUGGGGAAGUUGUCCGGUCACCAAGUUCCAUUCGUUCGACGUUCCUUUUACAUUUUUUGCCUCGCGUCGUGGAAGUCUUUGUUGGUCGAUUCCAUGUUCUUGUUUCCUCUGACCUCCGUUGACCACAUGAUCGUUUCGAAAUGGGACGACGGUGCUCCGGACGCGGAUCCAACUCACAAUGAAUGACCUCUAAUAUAGAAAGAUCCUUCAAAUACUUUAUGAGUACUUGCUUGCAGGUUAUUGUUCCCACGUCAAAUAUUGUGACUCAGCUGAACGUCGACGUUAAAAAUCGCAAAAAACUUCUUGAUGAUUUAACAUAUCGUGUUUCAUGGGAAAAACAUCAAAAAAAUCUGAAAGACAAAGAAGAAGCGGAAGCUGAGAAAGAACGUCUUGCCUAUGCACAAAUCGACUGGCAUGAUUUUGUUGUUGUGCAAACUGUCGAUUUCCAGCCUGGAGAUUCUUCCAAGCUUCCUCCGUUGUGCACUCCAAAUGAUGUUGGUGCCAGAAUUCUUCUUGAGGCUCGAAAUGAACAACAAAAAGCUGCUGCUGAAAUGCAGGAGAUGGACAUGGAGGAUUCUGACAGCGACGAUGAAGAAGAACCCAACAAAAACGAGCAACAAACGUUCACAGCACCGUUGCCACCAACAAAGCAAAAAGAUGUUAUUGUUCGAGACUACGAUCCGAGGAAAACUCAGAUGCAAAAAAAUAAGCCUGUCGAAAAUUGGAUAAUAUCCCCUCUCACUGGAGAACGUAUACCUUCGGACAAGUUGGCUGAGCACGUUCGAUACAAUACUGUCGAUUCUCAAUACAAGGAGGAUAGAGACAGACACAUCGGAGAGCGCAGUACUGAAGAACCUGUUCUCGCUCUCGGAGCGGAUAUUAGUAGAAACUUGGGCCAGUUCGCCGAGCGCCGUACCGACAUCUUCGGAGUCGGUGGAGAGCAAACGAUGAUUGGAAAGAAAUUAGGUGAAGAGGACACACAACCUGCGAAUAAAUUAAUUUGGGACGGAGCUGAAGAGAGCAGAGAUAUGAUUACUCGUGCAGUUCAAAAUCAGCAAACUGGCUUUGGCGAUCCCAACAAGGAAAAAAUUGGUGCUCAAGUACCACGUCAAACCACUACUAGUGGAAGCGUAACGAUCACGCAGGGAAUCGCGUCCGUCAUUCUCCCCCAAUCUUCCUGGCCACAACAGCAGAAUUUACCUCUUCCGAAUUCUUCUGUUAGUAUAUCUUUCAUGUUGAUAGUGCGUUUGAAUAAUAGGCUUCAUCCUUUCAGGCGCAUCUUAUUCGACAGAUGGAUGGGCCUCCUGCUAAGCGUAUCAGAACAGAGGAAGACUUGGAAUCAGAGCAGGAAUGGUUGAAGAAAGUCAAUGGAGAAAUCGAACUUCUCAUCCGCCUUCCACAGGCUCCUGAAUAUGGAAUGGAUGGUUCGCUAGUUCAGUUUUCGAUCAAUGUUUCAGCUCCGGUAAUUUCGAGUCAACAUAAGAGUGAAUUGAAUUUAAAUUGUGAUUUAUUUCAGUUGAGCGAAUUGAAGCAGCAGAUCCAGGACAGGUAUGGUAUGGCUAGCAGCAAGCAAAAACUUUCUACGGAGUACUUUUUCCUGAAAGACAAUUCUAGCAGUGCAUUUUAUAACUUCACCAACAGAUCCAUGGUUAUUCUGCAGGUCAAAGAAAGAGGAGGAAGAAAGAAAUGA